Polyodon spathula (Mississippi paddlefish) is the source of this 3006-nucleotide messenger RNA. RefSeq names its product succinate--CoA ligase [ADP-forming] subunit beta, mitochondrial. The transcript is spliced from 11 exons. Gene Ontology annotation, biological process: tricarboxylic acid cycle; succinyl-CoA metabolic process. The record is from RefSeq and is a predicted model, not a curated record. Gene Ontology annotation, cellular component: mitochondrion; succinate-CoA ligase complex. Gene Ontology annotation, molecular function: succinate-CoA ligase (ADP-forming) activity; ATP binding; metal ion binding. NCBI's taxonomy places the organism in Eukaryota, Metazoa, Chordata, Actinopteri, Acipenseriformes, Polyodontidae. Bases 36 to 1427 code for a protein of 463 amino acids.
UGCAUUGCCUGUAAAGUCUGUGCUCUGAGCUAAAGAUGGCGACGUCCCUUAUCUGUGGAAGGGUUUCUUUGGGGCUGAGAAACUCCGGAUCCAGGAGGGCGAUCAGUGCCGCAGCUAAGGUGCUUGGUGGAGCUUCUGGAUUAUUUGCUAGUCAUGGAUUCCAACAACUCCAGCAGCAACAGCAGAGGACCCUCUCACUGCAUGAAUACAUGAGCAUUGGGCUGCUGAAAGAAUCAGGCAUCUCCGUACCCAAGGGAAUGGUGGCAAGCUCCUCUGAAGAAGCCUAUUCAGUUGCCAAAGAGAUAGGCUCCAAGGAUCUGGUAGUGAAGGCACAAGUCUUGGCUGGUGGCAGAGGAAAAGGCACGUUUGAAGGAGGCUUGAAGGGGGGAGUCAAGAUUGUUUUCUCCCCUGAAGAAGCCAGAGAUGUUUCCACCAAAAUGAUUGGCAAGAAAUUAUUUACAAAGCAGACCGGGGAGAAGGGCAGAAUAUGCAACCAGGUGUUUAUCUGUGAGCGCAGGUACCCGAGGCGGGAGUACUACUUCGCAAUCACAAUGGAAAGGUCCUAUCAGGGCCCAGUUUUAAUAGGAAGCUCUCAGGGGGGUGUCAAUAUAGAAGACGUAGCUGCAGAAAAUCCCGAGGCCAUCAUCAAGGAACCAAUUGAUAUUAUUGAAGGCAUCAAGGUGGAACAGGCUGUCAAGGUCGCACAAAAAAUGGGAUUCCCGCCUAACUUGAUCAACGAGGCUGCAGAAAACAUGAUCAAGCUGUACAAUUUAUUCCUGAAGUACGACGCUUCCAUGUUGGAGAUCAACCCCAUGGUGGAAGACUCUUCUGGAAGCGUGAUGUGCAUGGACGCCAAGUUAAAUUUUGAUUCCAACGCAGAGUAUCGUCAGAAGAAAAUCUUUGCCCUGCGAGACUGGAGCCAAGAAGACGAGCGAGACAGGCAGGCAGCCAAAUCUGAUCUCAACUACAUUGGCCUGGAUGGAGACAUUGGUUGCCUAGUUAAUGGGGCUGGCUUAGCAAUGGCCACAAUGGAUAUCAUCAAACUUCAUGGAGGGACUCCUGCCAAUUUCUUGGAUGUCGGAGGUGGUGCCACUGCACAGCAAGUCACAGAUGCAUUUAAGCUAAUCACUUCGGACAAAAAGGUGCUGGCCAUAUUGGUGAAUAUCUUUGGAGGUAUCAUGCGCUGUGAUGUUAUUGCACAAGGUAUUAUUAUGGCAGUUACGGAUCUGGAGCUGAAGAUUCCUAUUGUGGUCCGAUUACAAGGAACACGAGUUGAUGAUGCAAAAGCUCUGAUAGCUGCCAGUAGCCUCAAGAUCCUAGCCUGUGAUGACUUGGAUGAAGCUGCAAAAAUGGUUGUCAAGCUUUCAGAAAUCGUGUCGCUGGCAAAAGAAGCUCAAGUGGAUGUGAAAUUCCAGCUGCCAAUCUAAUAAAGAAGCGCUGUGUUUCGGAAGCUUAUUCUUCAAAAUACUGUUGGCUUAUUUUUUUCCUUUUUUGUUUGCAUUUGUUUGGUGGCAUGAGCUCAACUUUAUUUGCUGUUACACAGGACCUGUGCAGAACAUGCAGACUUUUAGUAAACACACAUGAUGUAUUGCUCUAGUAUCCCUGUAGGAUGUAUUUCACUUUAGUUAAUUGACACAUGUUUCCAAGGCAAUAAGAUCUUCCCAUAUGUAUUUAUCUUAAGUUCUAUUGUUUUAAGUACGUAGCUUUUCAUUAAGCUGCCUGUCAUGUCUUGAGAUAUUACUAGUCAAGAUUGGUUUAGAGUUGAUUUUUUCCUGAAGGGGGAAAAAAAAUGUUAUUACAAUUUUAACCUUUGCUUAAAAGAACCACCUGCAUCUCUUUUGCUGUAACCUUGAUUUACCCAUAUUGACGGAAUGAGAGGAUAUUUAUUAAAAUGAGCUAUGUUCAGUCUUCUUAUUCUGUCGAUUUUUGAGCAUUACACCAUCCCAUACCAGUUUACUCCUGCGCUAGAAACUUUUAAAUUCAUUCACCACAGAGAAUCAUGCUCAAGUCAGUGCUAGUGAUUUCUGACACUUUGUGAAAUAGCCCUAAAUACUUUCUUGACAAUGGACUGAAAUGUGUGCUUUGUAAAAGGAUGAAUACAAAAGGAACAGUGAUUCAUUUCUUUCAAACCAUCAAUGUGACUUCCACCUGAACAAAGGCUUGCUGUAAUGUAGAUUGUCUUUGUGUUGGAUUUAAAGACCUUGCUGGAUUUAAGGAUGUGACUCGGUUCAGAAUUGAUAUGGUUGGAAUAAUUUCAUUCUGGAUGCACAUGCAGGUGUGGUUGGGAAUUCUACAGUAGAAAAUAUGAUUUUCAUAACCUUGUUGUGUGUGUGUGUGUGCUAUUGAUUUCCAAAGAACGUGUAAAAACCACUGUAAAUUCAGGAGUAUCCAGGUUUAAAGUGUAAACACUUGGGGUGUGCCGAUUACUCAUAUUUUCGAAAUAAUUGCCAAUUAAAUGGAAUAAAACAUGUCGUUUACUCAAAACAAAACCAUGCAAUCCCUCUAUUUCCCUCUUUAACACAAUUGAGUAUCAACCUGUUAUAAUCAAAUUAUCUUGCCUGCACAUUGCAGAUUGCUACUCAAUUGCAAAGGGUAGAGAAGGGCAGCCUUUCUUGUUUUGAAAUCAACACAUUAAUAAAUAAUCAUGUUUUGAUUUAUUUAAUACCUGCUGACAAAUUCUUCUUGAAGGCAAUUACUCAGAAAAUGAGUAUCAGCACACACCAAGUAAACACUACAUUUAGCUUUUUAAAGUCAACAAUCUGUUUAGUAGGGUAAGCUGAUUGAAGAUGGUCAUUUAAAGAACUGCAGCUGCCUUCUCAUAUUCGCCAAACAAGAUGAAGCUAUGUUGUCCUAUCAAUGUAUUGCUGUUAUUUCCCUUGUAAAUAAGGAGACCCUGCUGUAAAAUAUUCAAACUUAUGUUUAAAGACUCUUAAUUGAAGGGCAUUCACAAAUUGAAAAUGGAAUGCAACAACAUUUUAAUUCUUCAAAUAAACUGUUGGUGUUAAA